This is a messenger RNA of Balaenoptera musculus (blue whale), 1904 nucleotides long. It is a transcript of the gene MUC3A, whose product is annotated as mucin 3A, cell surface associated. The record is from RefSeq and is a predicted model, not a curated record. The transcript is spliced from 9 exons. The coding region runs from base 1 to 927 and encodes 308 amino acids. NCBI's taxonomy places the organism in Eukaryota, Metazoa, Chordata, Mammalia, Artiodactyla, Balaenopteridae. Gene Ontology annotation, biological process: nervous system development.
AUGUUGUGUGCAGACAAAGUGGACACUGAAGUGGGCAUGGAGGUUUCUGUCAACAAGGAGUUCUCCCCGGACCUCAAUGACAACUCUUCUAAGGCCUACAGGGAUUUCACGGACACCUUCCGGGAUCAGAUGAAGAAGAUUUACCAAAAUGUGCAGGGGUUCAAGGAGGUGGUGAUCCUUUCUCUGAGGAAUGGCAGCAUUGUUGUGGACUAUGUGGUCCAGCUGGAGUUACCCUUCAGCCCCCAGCUGGAGAGCGAGUAUGAGAAGGUGAAAGUGGCCCUGAAGGAGGAGCUCCAGAAUGUCAGCCAGAAUGAGACCGGCUGCCAGAAGGACCAGGUCUUGUGUUUUAAGCCUGAUUCCAUCAAGGUGAACAACAACACCAGGACGGAGCUGUCCCCGGAAGCCAUCUGUCGCAACGCUGCUGCCGUGGGCUACGAGGAUUUCUACUUCCCCUUGGUGAAGGGGAACAAGCUCCGCUGUGUCACCAAAUGCGCGGCGGGCGUGGACGGCGCCCUCGACUGUCAUCAGGGCCAGUGCGUUCUGCAGAGGACAGGUCCUUCUUGCCGCUGCUUCUCCACGGACACGCACUGGUUCUCGGGCCCGCGCUGCGAGGUGGCCAUCUCCUGGAAGGCGCUUGUCGGAGGCCUGGCGGGGACCGCGGCGCUGCUGCUGCUGCUGCUGGUGGUGGCGCUGAGCGUCUUCGUCGCGCGCUCGUGGAGGAGGGGCGGCCAAGGCGGAGGCCUGUCCUGUGACGACAGGAAGUGGUUCGAGACCAGUGAUGAGAACACCGUGGGGACUUUUUCUAACUCGGGCUUCGAGGAUGACAGAACAAGUAAAGAUGAAAACUUCUCUGUGGCCUUGGAGAACGUGGACACUAAUAUGACGUUGCACUUCCACAAACCUGAGGUGACCUUGACCUCACUGUGAGCCCCACACUGCCUUCUCCACGCUGCCCCGGACAGUGGAGGGAACCAUCUGCACUGCCUUUGAAGAGAUGGCCGUGGACUCCUGAGGCUCAGUCUCCUGGUUUCCUUGGGCAGCAUCAGACUUCACCCUGACCCCUAUCCUUCUCCCGACUUGUGUGAAACCCACCUGGAGACCCAGUUCAAAUCCAGGCUCUUCCACUGUGGGACCUUGGGCAAGUCAGUCACUUCUCUGAACCUCGGUUUUGUCACCUGUAAAAUGAGUGUGGCCCACUCGUCCUGAUACCUUGUGGGAUUAUUGUGAAAACCAGAUGUGCUUGGUCAGACCUCUGUCCCAAUGCACCUUCCUGUGUUGGCCCUCAUGCUUAUAUGGCUUCUCUGAGAUCCCCAAUCCCCAUAUCCUUCCCCAGGGCUCAGGCCUCCAUUUCUCCUUUUCCUGUGUUCAUCCCUACUGCCGGGUCCUCACCGUGUGCAUGUAACCAGCCUGCAGCCUGCCCCAUCCUCCUACCCUCUCCUUAUAUAACUCCCCGCUGCACCCCUUGCCCCCAUCCCUUAAACUUUCUCCCCUCUGAACCCACUUCUUAAGUCACUCCUCCCCCACACCCCAGCGCCCAGCCCUGCAUCUCCCCCAGUUUCCGUGCUUUCCCCUUCCCCAUCCUUGUACCCUCAGCCCUAAAUACCCCCCUGCCCCCCGCAUCUCAAUGCCCCAGUCCUAAAUCCUCCCUCCUACUCAUCCCCCAUCCCUAGCUAGGUACAGAUGCCCUCUGCAUCUUAGGACCCCCAGGUCGUGCUCCCUCGGCCAGGUCCCCCAUUCUGAGGCUCCAUUAUUCCUGUCACCCCCCAAGGCCCUGGAUCCCGGUGGGUGGGAGUGGGAGGUAGGUUUCCCCAGGUCCCUGAGGAUGAGAGGAAGUGGGGUCCUGAGGCGGGAAAGCUCCUCCAGGGCCUCCUCCUCAUUCCCCUGACUCUCCCUCCCCUCCCUCA